CGCAUUUUCAGUAAUUUCGAAAAAAAAAUUUUGUAUAUUUGAUGGCGACUCAGAAGAAACUCGCGCGUUUGUCGAAAAAUCGUAGCGCGUACGUAUAUAUCGGUGUGUAGAAAUUACUAAAAAUUGUGGUAAAAAAUGGCAAAAAUUAUAUAAAUUUGUGUUCGAAGUGGAGUGCUAAUUGCGGGGAAUCCGAUGCGAAUGGAAAAAUGUUGAAAUUUAUAAGAUUUUAGCGCCAAAAAACGCAUUUGAAAAAUGUGAGACUUCAAUGGACAUGACGAUUUUUUUUUUCAUUUUUUUCGGUGGUGGAACAAAAGCGAACGAAAGAGGAGGAAGAAGCAGAAACGUUCGUCAGUGUGUGUGCGUGUGUGUGUCGAGUGAGGGGGCAUGAGCAUGAACUUGCAACUUUUUAACAAUCGUGUACAAUCUGUAUGUUGUAUAUGUUCAAUUUAAAUUCAACAACAAAAGCAACAACGCAAUUCAACAAUUCAGCAACAACACAAGCAAAACCGACGAGCUAAACUCGGCUAACACAACAUCAACAUCCAGCGGCAGCGCGGCCAUAAACAAAGCCAAAAUCAAAAGUCAUUCGGAUAUAUAUAUAUUUGCACAUAAAAGCGAAUAAACAGUAACAGAACGAGUGGAUUUAACCCAACAACAAAUAGAAAAGAAGAACGAGAAAAUCCAAAGGAAAAAUUUAUAGCCGUCUGUGCUGUACUAGGAUUUUUGUCAAUAAUAAGAAAGGAUACAAAGUCACAAUGACUCCAGUAUCAGUUGUACUUGUCAAGUCCUUGGCCCUCGAAUCAGGUGAAGCGAGCCGAUUCCAAUGAGAGGAGCCUGGGCCCUGAGAAUCUGGAGCAGGCGAGUGCACAGACAUUGCUGAGCAUGAAGCAAUCACUACGGACCACUACACAAUUUUAUCCCUUGAACAAGAAGAGAUUCUUAUCAAAAACCAGAACAGAAGCACCAGGAUCAGGAGUUGAAAAAACGAUAGGCGGCGGAGGAUUACCAGGAGUAGGAGUCGCAGGAACAGCAGGAGAAGGCGUAGUCAGUCGCAGGAGGAGGAGGUGGUCACCGGCCACAUAAGACCAGUUCCCCCCCUAAACCCACUUCACCCCCCCAACAUACCCUCAAACGAAGGAAUCGCAAGGAGGAUCAAAUCAGAGGACAGGGAGGAGAGACGGAGGCGGCCCGUGUGUGUGUGUGUGUGUGUAGGUGGAGUGUGUGUGUUGGCCGUCUCAGUCGGAUAACCAUCAACCCGGAUCCUUAAUCCCAAGACACAAAUCUCAAACUGAAGCACCAGAUCCACCACAAGAACCACCACCACCAUGUCGUCCAGUGAGCCACCGCCUCGUUACGAGCCACCCGUGGAGCCAGUCAAUGGCAUUGUACAGCCACCGGUGAUUCCACCAGCGGAGCGGCCCGGCCGCAAUACGAACCAAUUGCAAUAUCUGAUCAAGACGGUGAUGAAGGUGAUAUGGAAGCACCACUUCUCGUGGCCCUUCCAACAGCCCGUCGAUGCCAAGAAGCUCAACCUGCCCGACUACCACAAGAUCAUCAAACAGCCCAUGGACAUGGGUACGAUCAAGAAGCGGCUGGAGAACAACUACUAUUGGUCCGCCAAGGAGACCAUACAGGACUUCAAUACGAUGUUCAACAAUUGCUAUGUCUACAACAAGCCCGGCGAGGAUGUAGUUGUUAUGGCCCAGACGCUCGAGAAGGUCUUCCUGCAGAAGAUUGAAUCGAUGCCUAAGGAGGAGCUCGAACUGGAGCCGGUUACGGCCAAGGGUGGCAAAAAGAAGCAACGGGUGCCGGCUACGCCCAAGUCAUCGUCGAGUGGCGCUGGAGCAUCCGCCGGUUCUGGUACAUCCUCGGCAGCAGUUACCAGCGGACCAGGUAGUGGCUCCACGAAAGUGUCAGUCGCUGCCUCAUCCGCACAACAGUCCGGCCUGCAAGGAGCGACGGGAGCAGGCGGUGGAUCUUCAAGCGCACCGGGAACUCAGCCGGGUUCCGGUGCGGGAGGAGCGAUCGCCGCCCGACCCGUAUCCGCCAUGGGCGGCACGGUUUCAUCGACGGCCGGAGGUGCACCGUCCAUACCACCGAUUAGCACAAUGCCACCGCACACGGUACCAGGCAGCACCAAUACGACGACGACAGCGAUGGCUGGCGGCGUUGGUGGGCCAGGUGCAGCUGGAGCCAAUCCCAAUGCUGCCGCCCUGAUGGCUAGUCUUCUGAAUGCGGGCCAAACGGGCGGCUAUCCCGGUGCGCCCGGCCAGACGGCGGUCAAUAGCUCCUCGCUUCUAGAUGGCAGUACAGCCGCAGUAGCGGCGGCAGCAGCAGCGGCUGCGGCGGCGGCGGCGGCGGGAGGUGCAGUGGGAGCCGCUGGAGGAGCAGGGACAAUACCAGCAGUUGCCGUCAAUGCCGCCAACGCCGUUCAGGCCUAUGUGAAUGCGGGCGUGAGCGUCGGAGUCGACGCCGUGAUACCGCCUCAGCAGCCCGCCAAAAUAAAGAAGGGCGUCAAACGGAAGGCGGACACAACAACGCCGACGGCCAAUGCCUUUGAAUCCCCGUACACGCAAAUGGACUCCAAAUCGGCCAAGAUUGCGACGCGGCGGGAGUCGAAUCGUCAGGAUCUUACAUUCCAGGGCUCGGGAUACAAUAUGUCGCCGCUAGGCGUCUCCGGAGUGCCCGGACUUGGCGGUCUAGUUGCAGGCGGCGUGGCUGGUGUUGCGGUGGCCAAGAACAAGGAGAAGCUGUCGGAUGCGCUCAAGUCGUGCAACGAAAUCCUCAAGGAGCUCUUCUCGAAGAAGCACUCGGGCUAUGCUUGGCCGUUCUACAAGCCAGUGGACGCGGAAAUGCUUGGCCUGCAUGACUACCACGACAUCAUCAAGAAACCAAUGGAUCUGGGCACAGUCAAGCGGAAAAUGGACAAUCGCGAGUACAAGAGCGCGCCGGAAUUUGCCGCCGACGUGCGAUUAAUAUUCACCAACUGCUACAAGUACAAUCCGCCAGAUCACGAUGUUGUCGCUAUGGGUCGCAAGCUGCAAGACGUAUUUGAGAUGCGCUAUGCCAACAUCCCCGAUGAGCCGGUAGCCAAUGCAGCCCACCAUCACGGACAUGGCCACGGGCAUGGUCAUGGCCAUGGCCACGGUCACGGGCAUGGUCACGGACAUGGUCAUGGUCACGGAUACGGCGGCUCCUCCUCACUCAAGCACGAUGCCAGCGAUUCGUCCAGCGAGGACUCCAGCGACACCGAGAAUGAAUCCAACUCGGAUGAGGAGCGCAGCGCUAAGCUGAAGAUGCUCGAGUCCAAACUGCUCGGUCUGCAGGAGGAGAUCCGCAAGCUGUCAGAGGAGGCCUCCGCUAAAAAGAAGGCGAAGAAAAAACUCAAGGAAAAGAAGAAGUCAAUAGGCGGCGGAUCAGGCUCUGGUUCGGCCUCGCACCAUUGUCACGCCACGGGCGGCGGUGCAAAUGCUGGCGGAGCAGGCGGUCCCGGAUCAGGCGGCCAUGGGAGCGUAUCCGUGCCAGGCGGUGUCGGGUCCUUGGGUCCUGGUGGAGCGGGCGGCGCUAAUCUCAACGCGCUGCUCGGUGGCUCAUUGGUUGGCCAUGGCGGAGCGGCCGUCGCAGGAGGCGUUCCCAAUGUGGGUGCGUUGCACAGCCAGGUUCACGACGUGGCCAUGGCCUUUAGCCAGCUGGCGGGCGGCGGUGCCGCGGCCGGUGCUGGCUUUGGUGCCGGUGUGACAGCAGCUGGAGCAUCGUCGGGCGGCAAGGCGGGCACACUGGCCGGCGCUCUGGCAGCGGGCGCAGCGGCAGGUGCCGGCGGUACGACGGCUGGCAGCGGUAGCAGUAAAGGUGCUAAGAGCAAGGGCGGACGUGGCGCAAAGGGCAGCGGAGCCGGCGGCGUUGGAGCCAGCAAUAAUGCCGCUGCGGGCAAUGCGGGUGGUGGCGCAGCGGGAGCUGCAGCGGGCGCUGGAUCUGUGGGAGGUGUUGGCGGUGCAGGAGCAGCGGGCGGCAAUGCCUCCAAGCGGGCCAAGGGCAGCAGUUCGGCGGGCGCUGGCGGUGGUGUUGGUGGCGCGAAUGCCAGCGCCGGUGGUGCCGGGGCACGCGGUAGCAGCAAGAAGAAGCCUAGCCAGGUGAUGAACUUUGACUCCGAGGAGGAGGACACGGCCAAGCCAAUGUCGUACGAUGAGAAGCGCCAGUUGUCGCUCGACAUCAACAAGUUGCCAGGGGACAAGCUGGGCCGUGUGGUUCACAUUAUCCAGAAUCGGGAGCCAUCGCUGCGUGACUCCAAUCCCGAUGAAAUAGAGAUCGACUUCGAGACGCUGAAGCCGUCGACGCUGCGCGAGCUAGAAAGCUAUGUGGCGUCGUGUUUGCGCAAAAAAACACGUAAGCCAUAUUAUAAAAAGCCUUCUGGCAAGUCGAAGGACGAGCAGAUGGCCGAGAAAAAGCAGGAGCUGGAGAAGCGCCUGCAGGAUGUCACCGGCCAACUGGGGGCAAGCAAGAAAACCGCCAAGAAAGAUGAGUCCGCUUCGAGCAAGGUCGAGGCAGUGCAGCCGGCGAAUCCCGUGUCGUCGAGUUCCAGUUCCAGCGAUUCAUCGUCGUCGAGUUCGAGUGAUAGCAGUUCGAGUGACUCGAGCGACAGUGAAGCAGGUGAUGGCGAUGAGCGACCGCCGCGCAAGAAAAAAUCCCGAGACUCGAAUGGAAGCAAUGUAAAUAAUCCAAGUAUAAAUGUGGUAAUGGGCGGCAACCUGCCGAGUGGCGCCCUCUCGCCCAUGCUGAUGGGUCUGGACCAUGUGGUGAACUCCAACACGCCCACAUCACAAAUGUCCAAUAUGCUGGGCAAUGCCAAUCCGCUGACGGCAGCUGCCAUGCUAAAUAACAACAACAAGACAUCGCUGCCGGGUAGCAACUUUGGUGGCGGUGCGCCCGCUCCCGGGAACAUGAUGCAUGCCGGCGCCGGCGUUCCAGUGGCCGGUGCUGCCGUUUCGGCGGCGACGGGGCAGCAGCACAACAAGAAUGGACCAAAUGAUCUGAGCAAAGUGCAGCCGGGUGGUCCCAUCAACGCCGCCCUGCCGCCGCACAGUUUCGCCGGAGGGACAGCAACGGUGGCCACCAGUCAGUCGAGCGGCGGCAUCCGCAUAGCCAGCAAUCUGCACAAGCCGUCCGGUCUGGGUGGCGGUGAUCUAGGCGAGCAUCAUGCGGCACUUGCUGCUGCCCUGACGUCCGGCAUAAACAGCACCGGCACUGCUGGCGGCGGCAUUAACAAUAACGGUGGCAGCAACAACAACGCUAAUCCACUGGGCGGAUCGCAUGGGGAUGCGAUGGUCAAUGCCUCGCUGGCCUCGGGCCUCAAACAGAUACCACAAUUUGAUGAUCCCGUAGAGCAGUCGCUGGCCUCACUGGAGUUCAGCGCCGGUUCUACGGGCAAAUCUGGGCUAACGGACAACUUCUUAAUGCAGCAACACCUGAUGCAGCCCGCCGGACCCCAGCAGCAGCAGCAGCAACCAUUUGGCCAUCAACAACAACAACAACAGCAGCAGCAGCAGCAACAACAACAGCAGCAGCAGCAACAACAUAUGGACUAUGUUACUGAGCUGCUAAGCAAAGGAGCGGAGAAUGUGGGCGGCAUGAAUGGCAAUCAUCUGCUGAACUUCAACCUGGACAUGGCGGCGGCCUACCAGCAGAAGCAUCCACAGCAGCAACAGCAGCAGGCGCACAACAAUGGCUUCAAUGUGGCCGAUUUCGGCAUGGCCGGAUUCGAUGGUUUAAAUAUGACAGCAGCCUCAUUCCUCGAUCUGGAGCACUCGCUUCAGCAGCAGCAGAUGCAGCAGAUGCAAUUGCAGCAGCAACACCAUCAGCAGCAGCAGCAGACGCACCAGCAACAGCAGCAACACCAGCAGCAACACCACCAACAGCAGCAGCAGCAACUAACCCAGCAGCAGCUGCAGCAGCAGCAACAACAGCAGCAGCAACAACAUCUCCAACAGCAGCAACACCAACAGCAGCACCAUCAGGCGGCUAACAAGUUGCUGAUCAUACCGAAGCCCAUCGAAUCGAUGAUGCCCAGUCCGCCGGACAAGCAGCAAUUGCAGCAGCACCAGAAGGUGUUGCCGCCGCAGCAGUCACCCUCGGACAUGAAGCUUCAUCCGAACGCGGCGGCGGCGGCUGCUGCUGCAUCAGCGCAGGGCAAACUGGCGCAGACAUUCAAGGCCAACGAACAGAACCUGAAGAAUGCCAGCUCCUGGUCCUCCCUAGCAUCGGCGAACUCACCCCAGUCGCACACGUCGAGCAGCUCGAGCAGCAGCAAGGCAAAACCGGCCAUGGACUCGUUCCAGCAGUUCCGCAACAAAGCCAAAGAACGCGACCGUCUCAAGCUGCUGGAGGCGGCAGAGAAGGAGAAGAAGAACCAAAAGGAGGCUGCUGAGAAGGAGCAGCAGCGAAAGCACCACAAGUCGUCUUCAUCCUCGUUGACAUCGGCCGCUGUGGCCCAGGCAGCAGCCAUUGCAGCAGCAACAGCAGCGGCGGCAGUGACACUAGGUGCUGCUGCAGCAGCGGCGUUGGCCUCCAGUGCCUCGAAUCCUUCUGGCGGCGGCAGUAGUGGCGGUGCCGGUUCGACCAGCCAACAGGCAAUCACUGGCGAUCGCGACCGCGACAGGGAUCGCGAGCGGGAACGUGAGCGAUCCGGCAGCGGUGGCGGUCAGUCCGGCAAUGGGAACAACAGCAGCAAUUCGGCCAACAGCAAUGGGCCAGGCAGCGCGGGCAGCGGUGGCAGUGGAGGCGGCGGAGGCAGCGGACCAACCAGCGCCGGUGGACCAAACAGUGGCGGGGGUGGCACCGCCAACAGCAACAGUGGCGGCGGCGGACCAGCGCUGCUUAAUGCUGGCAGCAAUAGCAAUAGUGGUGUUGGCAGCGGCGGCGCCGCCAGCAGCAACAGCAACAGCAGCGUCGGCGGCAUUGUUGGCAGCGGCGGACCCGGCUCCAAUAGUCAGGGCAGCAGCGGAGGCGGCGGCGGAGGGCCAGCCAGUGGUGGCAUGGGCAGCGGCGCCCUCGACUACGGUCAACAGGUGGCGGUGCUAACACAGGUGGCGGCCAACGCCCAGGCUCAGCAUGUGGCGGCCGCUGUGGCCGCUCAGGCCAUUCUGGCCGCCUCGCCAUUGGGCGCCAUGGAGAGCGGAAGGAAAAGCGUGCACGAUGCCCAGCCGCAAAUUUCGCGCGUGGAAGACAUCAAGGCGUCGCCGGGCGGCCAGGGUCAGAGUUCGCCGGCACAACAAUCGCCGCAGGAUCGGGCAGCCGCCAAGCGAGCCGAGCAGCGGCGGGCCGAACAGGAGCGGCGCAGGCGCGAAGCGUUGGCUGGCCAAAUCGAUAUGAACAUGCAGAGCGAUCUCAUGGCUGCCUUUGAGGAGACGCUGUAGGCCAAGGCCCGGAGAAAGUCGACCAACCGGGGCAUUAGCGUCAACGGCAUCACCACUACAACCACUACAACCACCACCUCAUCCACCAUCACCUCCGGCGGCCAAUCGAAGCGGCGGACAAGGCGUCAGUACCACCGCACCACGUUGGACAACGGCUUGCAAGAGCAAAAGCAACACGGCUAGGACAGUAACAACGACGACGGUUCGGCACAGAACUGUCAGAGCAAACAAAUAACCAACCAACAAACAAAACAUAGAAAACAUGCAAACCAACCAACAAACCAACCAACCAACAAAUUAAGGAAGCAAACAGCUAAGGUUAAAACCAAGAAAGCAAAGUUCUAAGGCGUAAAUAACAUACGUACAUUUAGUGAGUAUAUUUAUAAUGCAUAUACGGAUGGAGCGAGCUAAGGGAAUAUGUUGUGAAAACCGUCAGCGAAACCCAUCACCCAUCCGCAGCAGUCCAGCAGCAGUAACAAUAAAAAAUAUAAAAAAAAUGGCAAAUUUCCUUCGGUUAGCAAAUGAUUCUUCGCAAUUUUUUAAAAAUCACUUACCAUCUCGCUUAUUAUUUUGUAUUAAAAUUACGAUUAUGAUGAUGAUGGAUCGUGGCGACAAAGAUGUCCGCACAUGUUUCCAAAGCUUAUUAUUUUUAAUAUUAUUGAUUGCAUAGGCAAGUUUAGUUCGUAGGUAUACACUUAAUUGAUAAUACUUAUUUUUUUUUCAUAUUUGUAUACACACACACACACACACACCUAUGCUUAGAGUUGUUAACUAAUUUAAAAACAAAAACGCGAAAACCACAACAAAAAAAGAACAAACUAAAGAAAAUCGAAACAAAAUCAAUUCAAGUAAUCCAACCGCAAGGGAACGGUUCAGUCCAAGUUGUCGGUACACGAAUUCUUAUUUUAUUUUAUUAACCAAAAGAAAAUGUUAUUAAAAAUGUAGUCCGCUCCCCAUUCCCAAAUCAUCCUACGGACCGCUAUGAGCAAAUUCAAUGAAAUCUUAUUGUUUUUCGAUUUUAAUUCGGCACAUCACCCAUGCACCUGUAAUUUAUACACACGCAAAAGGAACACACACCACACACACACAACUACACACAACCACCCACACCCACCCACACAUUAACACACCGGCAGACACUGGAAAGAAAUACAGCACGAUCCGCAGAAUCAGAACCACAAACCAAUAAUAUGGAUACAAACUUAGUUAAUAAGUCAAAACAGCCACGACAUUUUUGUAUAUGCCGAUGACGCGCCCAAACAAAAAUUUGAAACAAAAAAAAAAAACAAAAAAAAAAAGAAUGGAAAGUAAUCCUAAAUUGUUUUCUAAUGACCAGAAGCCUUCGCAAGUAGGUGCCAGGAUGCUAUCCCCCAAAUUGCAGUGACAAUUCAGUAAAUUAAUGAUACACGUUUGGAGUCUCUGCCGUCUUCCACCAUGUGUAUUCUUCGUCUACAUCUUCACCCCAUCAUCUGCAUGCACCCGAUCCUCCUCGUCAAUGUGUCCUUGUAUAUAGAUCCAUGGGUCCUUCCAGAUCAUCUUUCCAUCGGGGACUCUGAUCCUGAAAUAGCAGUAGGAUUUAUGAUAGCAACUAUCUGUGUCGAACCUAACCAAAUUGUAACUGUAUCAUGCACCAUUUUUUUUUUUUUUAUAUAUAUAUUUGACAUACGUUUGGGGUUCUGAUUUCUUUCUAUUUACUCUGUGCGUGAGCCUGUGUGUGCCCUGCAGUUCCAUUCACCGAUCCAUUAUCAUCGGUGAAUCACCGCUCAAUUUGUGUCCAAAGAGCGAUGAGUUGUGAGACUGCAGGGUGUGGUUGAGAUUAGGGAUGCGUGCUUGUCUUUGUAUAUAGAGGCGGUCAAUAGGUUCGUGUCUUUCCCCGGCUUACACUCGCAGCAAAUUUCGUUUUGUUUGUGUAAAAAUUAGUUUUUUUUUCGAAAGCGAGUAAAGAACAGAAAAAUGAUCACAAAACAACCCUUAUUCUAUAAAAAAAAAAAACAUAUAUAUAUAUACAUUUAUAUAUAUAUAUAUUUAAAUACGAAAAAUGUUGUAUCUAGUAAUACAUAUGCAAAAUGAGAAACAUUUUUUUUCUAUACUUAAUUUUAGCAUUUAAUUGAGAAUAAUUCGCACGAGGAGAAAAGCGUGAAAUGUAUGAAAAUAAAAAUUGGGAAAAUCCAAACGAUUCAAACAAAAGAAGUUUUUAAUUCAGUCAAUAUACACAUAUACAUAAAUACAUAUAUAUAUAAACAGGAAUAUAUAUAUAUUGACAUCCCUGAUAAGAACAGCAUAUUUGCAUAUAUGAAUAUAACACCAAUAUAUAUAUAUAUUUUAACAUCACCCGACGGUGGAACAAAACGCAUUUGAUUUUGUUCAAUCUGAUCGAGUCGCCCAAGUUCUAGCAGAUGCAUUUGGCAUACUAGCAUGUAAUUGUUGAUCUUUUGUUGUUACCUAACGAGGGCAUUAACUAGAAGACGAUGAUGAUGAUGAUAAGGAAUAGGAUAGCCAGAUAGCAAGAUAGCAUGAUACCCUGAUACCCUGAAAGCGGGAUGGCUGGAUAGGGUGGGUCGAGUCGAGUCGAGUCGAGGAGUAUGUACCAUAUAGCGAAAAACUCACUAAAGAAUCACUUUUCUGAAACGUAAAAGCAAACGAUCUUAGCCUUAAGCGCCUACCGCUAAACAGAAUAACUUUAAAGCAACGUUACGUGUGGCACGUAAUGCAGGAACUAAUAACACUAUUAUUAAUAAUAAUAAUAACUAUUACGACUAU
Messenger RNA from Drosophila simulans, 10169 nucleotides. It is a transcript of the gene fs(1)h, whose product is annotated as homeotic protein female sterile. Bases 1326 to 7409 code for a protein of 2027 amino acids. The record is from RefSeq and is a predicted model, not a curated record. Gene Ontology annotation, biological process: chromatin remodeling; regulation of DNA-templated transcription. Gene Ontology annotation, cellular component: chromatin; nucleus. NCBI's taxonomy places the organism in Eukaryota, Metazoa, Arthropoda, Insecta, Diptera, Drosophilidae. The transcript has 13 exons.